Messenger RNA from Colletotrichum chrysophilum, 567 nucleotides. RefSeq lists its product as uncharacterized. The coding region runs from base 1 to 567 and encodes 188 amino acids. Lineage: Eukaryota; Fungi; Ascomycota; Sordariomycetes; Glomerellales; Glomerellaceae. The record is from RefSeq and is a predicted model, not a curated record. The transcript has a single exon.
AUGACUCUUCUCACGGAUGUACUGGAGAACCCUGGUUCCUCUCGCGCGCGCAGCGAUCUCGGGGCCACAAGAUCAUUCGCUGGCUUCCUACAGAGAUUUGAGAAGACAGAGGGGUGCGACUUGAAGCGCGUGCUGACCGCGUGUGCCAUGCUGCAAAGGACAGUGCAAUACGCAGUGGAUGAUGCUCAGAACACCAUGCGUGCCCAAAAUCUGGUGGGCGGCACUGGUGGCGGUAUCUCAUUGAUACCGGGGUUUGCGUUGAGCGAAGACGCGCAGGUAAGACAUCGCCCUGCAGUGAAUACCGAGCACUAUCUGAUUCUGUUUCAGGCUUUACAGUCGCUACUCGGUGCAACAACCCACCCGAUGUAUCUGGUGCAAGGACUCAUGGGAAAUCUACCAAACCGAGACCAGAGUCUUACUGUAAGACUGGCUCACCUGCUCGGAACUCCCUUUGAAGGAGGCAAGCCAGGCAGCCCGCUUGGGUCUCAGCCGCUACAGCCGGAGACGUACGGCUUCGGCUUUGGGCAAGGGCAAGCUGGCAACGACCCGACAGCUAAUUGGUCUUGA